AUGGCAACCUCCGUCGAUAACCGCCACUAUCCCCGCCUCACCCCCUCCCUAAACGGCACCGUUGUCCACUCCUUCAAACCUCCUCUUGUCCCUUCUCACUCCCAAGACCAAACUGUCAACACCCUCCCGACCGAAAAAUCCGUCGACAUCACCAAACAAGACCAAACCACUUACGACUCCAGCGACGACGAGGAUGAGAGCCACAACCGUUACGUCUCCUACUACAAAGAGAUGCUUCUCAAAUCAAACUCCGAUCUCGAACCGUCCGUUCUCGACUUACGUGACGAAUCCACGGCUGACAACUGGAUCCACCGUAACUCCUCUAUGGUGCGUCUCACAGGAAAACACCCUUUCAACGCCGAGGCUCCCCUCCCUCGCCUCAUGCACCACGGCUUCAUCACCCCGGUCCCUCUCCACUACGUCCGCAACCACGGCGGAGUCCCGAAAGGGGAGUGGUCAGACUGGUCCGUGGAGGUCACGGGACUCGUCAAACGUCCCGUGAAACUCACCAUGGAGCAGCUCAUCAACGAGUUCCCUAGCCGCGAGUUUCCGGUGACGCUUGUCUGCGCCGGAAACCGCCGCAAGGAACAGAACAUGGUGAAACAAACCAUCGGGUUUAACUGGGGGUCCGCUGGAGUGUCCACCUCUCUGUGGAGAGGUGUUCCUCUCAGCGAUAUACUCCGCAGAUGCGGAGUGUAUAGCAAGAGAGGCGGAGCUCUCAACGUGUGUUUCGAAGGAGCCGAGGAUCUUCCCGGAGGAGGAGGGUCUAAGUACGGGACGAGUAUCAAGAAAGAAAUGGCUAUGGAUCCUGCGAGAGACAUUAUAUUGGCGUAUAUGCAGAACGGUGAGCUUCUCACGCCGGAUCACGGGUUUCCGGUUCGGAUUAUUAUACCCGGUUUCAUCGGUGGGAGGAUGGUUAAGUGGUUGAAGAGAAUAAUCGUCACGCCUCAAGAGUCAGACAAUUACUAUCAUUACAAGGACAACAGAGUCCUCCCUUCUUACGUGGAUGCUGAGCUGGCAAAUGAAGAAUCUUGGUGGUACAGGCCGGAGUAUAUAAUCAACGAGCUUAAUAUAAACUCGGUGAUUACAACACCUGGUCACGAGGAGAUUUUACCGAUUAAUGCAUUCACGACUCAGAAGCCUUACACAUUAAAAGGCUAUGCUUACUCUGGAGGAGGGAAGAAGGUAACGAGAGUGGAGGUGACUCUAGACGGAGGAGAGACAUGGAGUGUGUGUGAGCUUGACCAUCAAGAGAAGCCAAACAAGUAUGGCAAGUUCUGGUGUUGGUGUUUCUGGUCACUUGACGUUGAGGUUCUUGAUCUGCUUAGUGCUAAAGAGGUAGCUGUUCGAGCUUGGGACGAGUCUUUGAACACCCAGCCUGAAAAACUUAUCUGGAACCUCAUGGGGAUGAUGAACAACUGCUGGUUCAGGAUCAAAACCAACGUGUGCAAGCCUCACAGAGGAGAGAUAGGUAUUGUCUUCGAACACCCGACCCGACCCGGAAACCAAUCAGGUGGAUGGAUGGCAAAGGAACGUCAACUCGAGAAAUCCUCAGAGUCAAACCCUACUUUGAAGAAAUCAGUUUCAUCACCAUUCAUGAACACUGCCUCAAAGAUGUACUCAAUGUCCGAAGUUCGAAAACACAACUCAGCUGAGUCUGCAUGGAUCAUUGUCCACGGUCACAUCUACGACUGUACACGUUUCUUGAAAGACCACCCUGGUGGCUCAGACUCUAUCCUCAUCAACGCGGGUACUGAUUGCACCGAAGAGUUUGAAGCCAUUCAUUCAGACAAAGCCAAGAAGCUUCUUGAAGAUUACCGUAUCGGUGAGCUUAUUACCACAGGGUACGACUCUUCCCCUAAUGUCUCGGUCCAUGGUGGCUCGAGUGUAAUGUCUUUGUUAGCUCCUAUCAGAGAGCUAGCUCCUGCUAAGAACAUAGCCUUGGUCAACCCACGUGAGAAAGUCCCGGUCAAACUCAUAGAGAAGACUUCAAUCUCUCACGACGUACGUAGGUUCCGUUUCGCGUUACCAUCUGAAGAUCAGCAGCUUGGUCUACCUGUCGGGAAACACAUCUUCCUCUGCGCCACUAUUAACGACAAGCUUUGUCUUAGAGCCUAUACUCCGACCAGCACGGUCGACGCGGUUGGAUAUAUCGACUUGGUCAUCAAGGUUUACUUCAAGAACGUUCAUCCAAGAUUCCCCAACGGAGGACUCAUGUCACAACACUUAGACUCGUUACCGAUCGGUGCGGUUUUAGACAUCAAAGGUCCGUUAGGACAUAUUGAGUACCUAGGCAAAGGUAACUUCAAGGUCAACGGUAAACCUAAGUUUGCCAAGAAACUAGCCAUGCUUGCUGGAGGAACCGGUAUAACUCCAAUCUACCAAGUCAUUCAAUCGAUACUAAGUGACCCGGAGGAUGAAACCGAGAUGUUUGUGGUUUACGCAAACCGAACCGAGGAUGAUAUACUUGUUAGAGAAGAGCUAGAAGGAUGGGCUGAUAAGUUUAAAGACAGGCUGAAGAUUUGGUACGUUGUUGAAAUUGCAAAAGAAGGUUGGGAGUACAGCACAGGGUUUAUAACCGAAGCUGUGCUUAGAGAACAUGUCCCUGGAGGUCAAGAAGGUGAGUCUCUGGCCUUAGCGUGUGGACCACCGCCUAUGAUUCAGUUUGCGUUGCAGCCUAAUCUUGAGAAGAUGGGUUACAAUGUGAAGGAAGAUCUGUUGAUCUUCUAA
Messenger RNA from Eruca vesicaria subsp. sativa (arugula), 2730 nucleotides. NCBI's taxonomy places the organism in Eukaryota, Viridiplantae, Streptophyta, Magnoliopsida, Brassicales, Brassicaceae. The record is from the annotation of a GenBank genome assembly.